Messenger RNA from Symbiodinium necroappetens, 612 nucleotides. The record is from the annotation of a GenBank genome assembly. NCBI's taxonomy places the organism in Eukaryota, Dinophyceae, Suessiales, Symbiodiniaceae.
AUGGCGGAGGGCCGAAAGCGAACUUGGCAGCGAAGCAGGCGCCUGGUGCUCCUCGCGCUCGCGCUCAUGGGACUGGCAAAGACCUCCUUUGGCCCAAGCUUCGUGGGGCCAAGGCAGCCAAAGCCAUUUUUGAGAUGCAAGAAGCCAGCGUCGCUUCAGCGGAGCGUCUCUCGAGAGGAGAUGCUGCUGAGUGGCGAGGGCGCCAAGGUGAUCGAGGCGCUUCCAACCGUUCGACAGGAGGAUCUCCCCUUGAACACAAGCAUCGCCUUGGCGACCAUCGCCAUGUUCGGGUACAUGUCCUACCAGUUCUGGACGCGCAUCGCCUUCGGGAAGGCCUUCGGCACUGCCGAUCCGGUGGUCAUCCAGAAGCCGGAGGUGGUGUUUAAGGAACUACAAGAUCAGAGUAGGGGCAAGCGAAAGCGUCCUGUAGGCAUAGAGGGGAAAGUCUCCAUCGGCAUGGAUGCAGACACAAACCGUGGGCGCAAAGUUCUGGGUCUUGACGCGCUCAUCUUUGCAUAUCUGAUGUUUGCAUCUGCUUUCUUCAUGCUCGUGUUCGGAGCCGCUGCAGCAUACUACCCCUUGCUCAGCGGCCAAGUCCAGAUGGAUAGGUAA